Molecule: messenger RNA, 2051 nt
Organism: Alligator mississippiensis (American alligator)
Lineage: Eukaryota; Metazoa; Chordata; Crocodylia; Alligatoridae
Product: coagulation factor VII
Exons: 8
Coding region: 1-1362 (453 amino acids)
Biological process (GO): blood coagulation; proteolysis
Cellular component (GO): extracellular region
Molecular function (GO): serine-type endopeptidase activity; calcium ion binding
Source: RefSeq, a predicted model, not a curated record
AUGGCUAAAAGUUCCUCACUUGUGACCUUUGUCUUACUCAUGUGCUCCAUCUACAAGAGCUGGUCCCUUUCAUUUUCAGUGUUUUUGACAAAAACGGAAGCACAUCAGGUGCUGAAGAUCCACAAACGCUCUAACCAUUUCCUAGAGGAGAUACAGGCAGGGAAUUUGGAGAGAGAAUGCAUAGAGGAAACAUGCUUAUUUGAGGAGGCAAAGGACAUUUUCCAUUCACAGGAGAAAACAAUGGAGUUUUGGUUCCAUUACAAAGAUUUAAGUCCGUGCAAAGAGAAUCCCUGUAAGAAUGGUGGGAUGUGUCAACAGAAGCACUAUGAUUAUAUCUGCAUCUGUCCCCCACAGUUUGGAGGGAAACAGUGUAAAAUAGAGAAGUUUGAAUGUUGGUAUAAGAAUGGUGGCUGUUCACAGUAUUGUCAAGACACCACUCACUCCCUUCACGUGGUGUGCUCCUGUGCAGAGGGCUACGUGCUUGGUGAUGAUAGAAAGACAUGCCUACAAUCAGAAGCGAUCAUGCCUCCUCCCACAUGGUGUCCUAAAUACACCGCUUCAGGCAAUGCCAACUGGCACUUCGAUUUCAUUGCAAGUCCAGCCUGCUUGAUCCUAUCUAACAGUGGAGAGAUGAAUCAGGUGCGAUUCAAAGUCUUGACUGAAGAUGGCGAUGUUGUUGAUGUAUUGAUCCGAAAUUGUGAAGGCUACGGUUUCUGUGGUGGGAGUUUAAUCAGCAGUCGUUGGGUGGUCACGGCCUCUCACUGUGUUGAGACUGGAAGAGCACAUCACGUUACUAUAGGAGAUUUUGACAAACGCCAGCAAGAAUUAGAAGAACAAAAGAUUCAAGUGCAACAGAGUUGGAUGCAUCCACAUUAUGAUUCAGAUAACUACAAUAAUGACAUUUCUUUGCUGUACUUGAGCAGUGACGUUAAGUUUAAUAAGUAUGCGCUCCCUAUUUGCCUUCCCAUUCCAAACCUAGGAAACUUGCUGACUGCAGAAGGAAAUAUAGGGAUGGUAAGCGGAUGGGGUUCCACAUAUUACAGAGGUUCGCUCGCACGAUUUCUCAUGAAAGUUAGGUUACCUACAGUGAGCACAGACAUUUGUCAACAAUCAACAGAGAAGCUCAUUACUGAUAACAUGUUCUGUGCAGGCUAUGCUGAGGAAUCCUUGGAUUCCUGUAAGGGGGAUAGCGGAGGCCCCUUUGCUGCAUCUUACCAUGAUGUUUGGUACCUUUUAGGGGUUGUUAGCUUGGGUGAAGGCUGUGCUGAAGAAGGGAAAUAUGGUGUAUAUACUCAGGUAUCAAACUACAUUCAAUGGAUAAAAGAUGUUGUUGAGAGCGUAUCAGAUAAGGAAGGUAGAUAAAUGCACAGUAAAGACAAUAUUUUUCUUCCCCUUUAUAAUAGCAGGAACGCAUCUUCUACUAUGAAACGUUUUCAGUCCAGUGCAGCAGUCAAUGUCCUGCCUUUACUUGUGCAUAAUUUUGUAUGGUUGUUUAACAAAAUGCACUUAUUUGACACCAGUGCACUGUGGGAGAACCAUUAAAUAUAUGUCUGGUGACUCCUCUGAAUAGCACUUCAUGCAUUUUAAAUGACUUGACCAAUUACUGAGCACUGUACAAUAACAAGCAAUCCAGGAUUAAAGGUGAAUACCUCUAACAUGCGAAGCACAUCACAAAAGAACUGAUCAUCUAAAACAACAUUAGGACACCAACUCACCAGUCCUACGCAUACAUUAGUUUUAUCAACAAGAAACCACUUCCUAGUAGUGCAUUAUCUUUGUUAGUUACCUCAGUGUUUAUAUACAGUGAGCUACAUUGAAUACAUUUAGUACCCUACCAGUAUCUGUUCAGUUUUGCUACCAAACUACCUAUUUUGACAGUUAUACGUCAUUAAAUAUGAAUCUAAACAUUGUUCUGUGCUCCUUGUAUCUGGUAAUAAAAAAAUACUGCUGCAUUUAUUAAGAAUCCUAUACUGUGAACAACUGCAUUAGGUAACUUGGCAAGGGGAAGCUGCAGGGAUUUGAGAGCUGGGACUUUGGAGCUAAGGGUUUGC